This is a messenger RNA of Dichomitus squalens LYAD-421 SS1, 1523 nucleotides long. Its product is annotated as glycoside hydrolase. Lineage: Eukaryota; Fungi; Basidiomycota; Agaricomycetes; Polyporales; Polyporaceae. The coding region runs from base 1 to 1428 and encodes 475 amino acids. Gene Ontology annotation, biological process: glucan catabolic process. The transcript has 6 exons. Gene Ontology annotation, cellular component: extracellular region; cell surface. The record is from RefSeq and is a predicted model, not a curated record. Gene Ontology annotation, molecular function: beta-glucosidase activity.
AUGGCGUACUUGAAGGUGUCAGGCACCAAGAUCGUUGACCAGAACGGCGCAGAAGUCAUUCUGCGUGGAGCGGGCUUGGGUGGAUGGAUGAAUAUGGAAAACUUCAUCAGUGGGUACCCGGGAUGCGAAUUCCAGAUUCGCGCAGCGCUCGCCGAUGUUGUGGGCAAGGAGAAGUCGGAGUUGUUCUUCGACAAGUUCCUUGAGUACUUCUUCCAAGACGAGGAUGCUGCGUUCUUCAAGAGCUUGGGCCUCAACUGCAUCCGCCUGCCCUUCAACUACAGGCACUUCGAGGACGACAUGAACCCACGCGUUCUUAAACCCGAGGGUUUCAAGCAUCUUGACCGAGUCAUCGACCUGUGCUCAAAGCACGGCAUCUACACCAUCCUCGAUCUCCACACCGCACCCGGCGGUCAGAACACUGACUGGCAUUCAGACGCUGGCACCCACAUCGCCAAGUUCUGGGAGCACAAGGACUUCCAGGAUCGCGUCGUCUGGCUCUGGGAGGAGCUCGCGAAGCACUACGAGGGCAACACCUGGAUCGCGGGCUACAACCCGCUCAACGAGCCCACGGACCCGUACCACACGCGCGUCGUCGACUUCUACGACCGGGUGUACAAGGCGAUCCGCUCCAUCGACCCGCACCACGCGCUCUUCCUCGACGGAAACACGUUCGCGUCCGAUUUUUCGCACUUCGGGGACGCGUACAAGGGGUGGGAGAACGUGGCGUACUCGAUCCACGACUACUCGGUGUUCGGGUUCCCGUCGGCGCCCGAGCAGUACGUGAGCAGCGAGACGCAGCUGCGUCGCCUGAGGCGGAGCUACGAGAAGAAGCGGCAGUGGUUGGAUGAGCGGGGGCUCUGCGUGUGGAACGGCGAGUGGGGACCGGUCUAUGCCCGGAAGGAGUACGAGGGCGAGCGGACGGAUGCGAUCAACGAAGAGCGAUACAAAGUGCUCAAGGAUCAACUUGAGAUCUACAACAAGGAUCGUCUCAGCUGGUCGAUCUGGCUGUACAAAGACAUCGGCUUCCAGGGCAUGGUCUACGUUUCGCGCGAGACGCCGUACAUGACGCUCUUCAAGGACUUCCUCGCGAAGAAGCACCGUCUGGCCAUCGACGCUUGGGGUGCGGACGACUCGCAGGUCCGCCACAUCUACGAGCCGCUCAUUGACCUGAUCAAGAAGGAGGUCCUCCCCGAGCACCAGAACCUGUACCCCGCCCCUGUGUGGAAACUGUCGGAUCGCAUCGGGCGCCUCGCGCGCAACAUCCUCGUCUCGGAAUUCCUCGUCAAGGAGUGGGCGGAGCACUUCCGGGGGAAGAGCGAGCAGGAGAUCGACGAGAUCGCAAAGAGCUUCGCGUUCUCUAACUGCUUGCACCGCGAUGGGCUGAACAAAAUCCUCACGGACAACGCGACGCUCGUCGCGGGCAAGUAGAGGUGACGUCUGGCGUUGGACGUUGUAGUCAUUCCGAUUUGUAGUAGUAUCUCGUAGUGAGCCUUUUUCCAAUUUGAGGGUUACACGCCUAUGUA